AGCAGCGACGUCAUAGAGAAAACGCGCCUGAUAGACUCAGGGUGAUAUGGCUGAUAGAAGAUAGACGCACAUUGCUACCGUAAACUCAUAUAUACAGCGGCUAUAUUAUUUUAAUUUUGCCCGAAAAUGAACAGCGUGGGGGAAGGCUGUACUGAACUGAAGCGGGAAUAUGACCAGUGUUUUAACCGCUGGUUUGCCGAGAAAUUCCUGAAAGGAGACCGAGGUGAUGAUCCGUGCAAAGAAAUGUUCAAGAAAUAUCAGUCCUGUGUCAAGAAAGCAAUCAAAGAAAAGGACAUCCCCAUCGAUGGCGUGGAGUUUAUGGGUCCAAACAAAGAAAAACCAGGAAGCUGACAUGACCCUGAACCACUAUUCUUUAAACUCCAUGAAAGAAAUGAUUCUGGAUUGCGGUGAUGACAUUUACAUCACACGUGAUGCCAAAGAUACAAUGACGUGCUUGAGAACUUUUGGGUGCAGAGAAAAGCUGUUUAACGCUACACAGACUCAGCAGGUCAAUUAGGCAGAGACUUCAUACAUACACAGUUAAUGAUAAAUUGCUGUUAACCUGUAUCUGAAACUUAACUAAUAAAUUUGAAGUAGAACUUGCA
Molecule: messenger RNA, 605 nt
Organism: Silurus meridionalis
Lineage: Eukaryota; Metazoa; Chordata; Actinopteri; Siluriformes; Siluridae
Gene: triap1
Product: TP53 regulated inhibitor of apoptosis 1
Exons: 2
Coding region: 127-351 (74 amino acids)
Source: RefSeq, a predicted model, not a curated record